CUAGAGUGGAAAGCCGUGUUCGGAUUGGUCGAAGCGGACGUCGAUCAGCCGGUGGGCGGAAAACGACAGUCUUACUUCAUUGAUAGCAGUGAAUGAAGAGAAUAAGAGCUUCUGCUGAAAUGAAAUAAUGUUUGUGUACUUUAUCGUUCUCAUUGUUCUUUUGUUCACUUCACGUCCUGCAGCAGGGAAAACGGUUUCUGGGGUUUUCAGGAGCGACGCGGCGAGACAAAACGAUGGGCAAUACAUCACCAGAUUUCUGUAUCACGGUGAGAAUGGUCUGAUGGCGUAUCGUGUGGAUAAUGUGCUGCUGGCCGUGCAGAAGGAGGCCAGACUGCUGCUGUUUCAGGGCUCGGAGGGUUUUGACAAUCUCAGCUGUCUGGAGCGAGUCACAUCAGCUCACAUCUCCAUUAACCUGAUCAAAGAGGAGCAGAACCAGACCAUACCGCACGAGUCCACACCGCAGACGUGGUACGUGAUGUACGUGGAUCGCUACACCUGUCAGGGCGGUCAGAUGGACGGCGCGCUAGAAGACGUGCGCUUCCAGAUCACCAUGAUGAACCCAGACGCCGCAGGAAACCCGCUGGAUCACUUCAGCGCUGAGGAGGCCGGGCUACACAGUUUCUACUUCCUGCUGAUCCUGGCGUAUUUCGUGGCGUCGUGCAUCUACGUGCAGCCGCUGUGGCAGGCGUUGAGCAAAGGCGGCCCGAUGCACACGGUGCUGAAGGUGUUAUCCACGGCGCUGCUGCUGCAGGGAACAUCAGUGCUGCUCAACUACAUACACAUGGCCCGGUACGCUCGAGACGGAGUGGGAACGCCGCUGACGGGGAGCCUCGCCGAACUGUGUGAUAUGGUGGCGCAGGUGCAGAUGCUGUACAUGUUGUUGAGUCUGUGUGUGGGCUGGUCUCUGAGCCGCAGCAGGAAGUCUCAGAGUAAACCGCUGCAGUGGGACUCGUCUCCGGCCUCCACGGCGCUCGCUCUGGCCGUCGUCAUCGCUCAGGGGGCGCUGCUGAUCUGGGAGCAGUUUGAGGACACGGAGCACCACAGUUUUCACGCUCACCGCAGUGUGGCCGGCUGGCUGCUGAUGGCGCUGCGCGUGUCUCUGGCUCUGUUCCUGGCGUCGGUGCUGUAUCAGAUCAUCUCCGCCGAGCGGAGCGCGCUCAAACGAGACUUCUACCUGAGCUUUGCCAAGGGCUGUUUCCUGUGGUUCCUGUGUCAUCCGGUGCUGGUCCUGUUCUCUGUGAUGCUCAACGAACAUCAGAAAGAAAAGGUGGUCACGAUCGGCGUGAUCCUGUGCCAGUCCAUCUCGGUGGUGGUUCUGUACCGCCUCUUCCUGUCGCGCAGUCUGUACUGGGAGGUGUCGUCGCUGUCGUCGGUCACGCUGCCGCUCACCAUGAGCCACCGGAGCCGCUACUGAGCGUCAGACGGGAGCGCCGCGCUCCGGCAGCUCAUCCGCGUCCGGCGUCGGGGCGCACGCGAGCGGAACGUCUCCGAGAUGCGACGGCACGACGGCGAGACGCUGAGCAUUAAACGCACACGAGGGAGUGAAACGCACAGUUUACACCACCCAGGGCUUAUUCAUCACAGAUUACAUCACACUUCAUGUGUGGAGA
Labeo rohita (rohu) is the source of this 1610-nucleotide messenger RNA. RefSeq names its product G protein-coupled receptor 180 (gene gpr180). The transcript has 9 exons. Bases 128 to 1414 code for a protein of 428 amino acids. The record is from RefSeq and is a predicted model, not a curated record. Gene Ontology annotation, biological process: response to pheromone; G protein-coupled receptor signaling pathway. Lineage: Eukaryota; Metazoa; Chordata; Actinopteri; Cypriniformes; Cyprinidae.